CCAGUAAAUCCGAUCUAGGCCGAGCCGUCUUCCCUCCGACCACGUGAUCCCGCCCAGCGUCCGACACCUUUCGGGGCUGGCUCGCUCGCUCGCUCGCUCGCUCGGGCUCGGCGCGGCGCACCUGGGCUCCGGCAGCGACCCGGCGCCCCGCCUUCCGGACGCGGCGGCAGGGCAGGGCAAGGGCGGGGAGGGCGGGGGUCGGCACGCGUCGGCCGGGGCUGGGAGCCGGCCCGGCAUUGGUGUCUCCCCUCCCGCCGCCCAGGAGCCGCCGCUCCCACGCCUGGAUGCUGGCUCCGGCCGCCGGACUGCUGCGCCUGGCUCGCCCGAGGAGCCCGGCGGCGCUCCGCGGAGACAGCCGCCGCCUGGGCGCGUCCGCGGGGAAGUUCGCCUGAGGCUGCUCCGCUGCUGCGCCUGCCCGUCGCCGCGCCCCGUUGGGGAAGGAUUGCUGCCCCCCCGAGACGUGCCUUGCCCGAGCGCCUAAGAUGAAGAGGGCCAUCGCCGGAGGAAGCAAACUGCUGAUUUUGGUGCUGUGCUUGAACUUCCCAACAGAAGUGGCAUUGUGUCCCGGAGCAUGCGUGUGCUACAGUGAACCCAAAAUCACUAUCAGCUGCCAGCAGCAAGGGCUCGGCACCAUCCCCAUCGAGAUCCCAGUCCAGACUCAGCGGAUUUUCCUACACAACAACCGAAUCAGCCUGAUCCAGUCCACCAGCUUCACUUUCUGCCGCAAUUUGUCCAUUCUCUGGAUCCACUCCAACAACAUUAGUCGUAUUGAACCCGGAGCAUUCUAUGGGCUUGACAAACUGGAGGAGCUGGAUCUCAGUGACAACGUCAACCUGAAGUCCAUUGACCCUUCUACCUUCCAGGGCCUUGUCCACCUGCACACUUUGCACCUUGAUCGUUGCGGACUCCUGGAGUUGUCCACGGGCCUUUUCCGGAGCCUUUUCUCCUUGCAGUAUCUCUACCUGCAGGACAACAACCUGCAGGAGCUUCUGGACGACACAUUUCUGGAUCUGGCUAACCUCACCUAUUUGUUUUUGCACGGGAACAAAAUCAAGAGUUUGUCGGAAAACGUGUUCCGGGGCGUGGUGAGCCUGGAUAGGCUGCUGUUGCAUCAGAACCGGGUGAGCGUGGUGCACCGCCGGGCCUUCCACGACCUCGGGAAAGUGAUGACCUUGUACCUUUUUAAUAAUAACUUGACGGUGCUGACAGGAGAGACGAUGGCGCCCCUGCGGUCUCUCCAGUACCUGCGGCUCAACGGCAACCAGUGGGUGUGCGAUUGCCAGGCCCGCUCCCUCUGGGAUUGGUUCAAGCAGUUCAAAGGGUCUUCCUCGGAACUGGAGUGCCACUUGCCUGCUCACCUGGCGGGGAGGGACCUUAAGCGCCUACUGAGCGCUGAGCUGGAAGGCUGCCUCGACUCCUUCAACCAGAUCCGAACCAGCGUCUUCAGCUCCAAGACCAGGUCCGGCGAGCUGCCCACAGCAGAGCCCACUCUUGGUCCCCAGGACAACUUGCGGAAAUGUUGCCAGCCGGAGAUGGAUAAAUCGUUCAUUUACGAAGCCAAAGCCAAGGGGGGGCCUUCUCACAGCAACCAGGCUUCCCCUAACAAUCCACUCAAAGAUAAGGAAAACAUGGCCAAAACCAAGCACCAAGUCGAGGAGGCAGAACUGCCCAAAAAUGGCAGCAACAAGCACAUCAACGAUUCGCCCUUUGGAACGUACCCCAGUGCGGUCGACCCCCCCUUGACCAACUUGAAACCCGGGUUCCCGGGUCCCGUGGAGCCCUCCACCAGCCCGACCAGAAGGAGGCAGGGAUGUUCUAGAAGGAAUAAGUCCAGGUCCCAGUGCCGCAUGGCACAGCCGGCUCCCAGUGGCAGUCCCAGCCCCCCGACCCUCCCAAGCCUUCUGCUGCCCCCCAUUGUUUGGAGUCUGUUUUGCUUCUCUUGAACUCAAGCCUUGUGGUUUCAGGAGGGGCUCUCGGCUUUCAGAAGGGAAAAACAGGAGGUGUGGGUGGGGGGAAGGCAAAGCUUCAGCCCCAAAGGUUGUGAAGGAGAAGGUGAAGCUAUGGCCAGAGAAAACGUUGUGAUGCUAAACAUUUACUGGAUGCCUUUAUAAACUCUCUCUCAGACACACUCACACACACACACACACACAAAUCAACAACAAUAACAAAAGGGUGUAAAUAAUUUAUUUCUUCCUUCUGGAAUUUUAUAUGUUUGAUUUUGAUGGGUUGAUCUUGCCUUUGUCCUUGGAAUUACCCUUUUCCCAAAGAGAAAGAAAACAAGAGAAAGAAAGAAAAGAAAGAAAAAAAGAAAGAAAGAAAGAAAGAAAGAAAGAAAGAGGAAGGAAGGAAGGAAGGAAGGAAGGAAGGAAGGA
Molecule: messenger RNA, 2372 nt
Organism: Crotalus tigris (Tiger rattlesnake)
Lineage: Eukaryota; Metazoa; Chordata; Lepidosauria; Squamata; Viperidae
Gene: RTN4R
Product: reticulon 4 receptor
Exons: 2
Coding region: 483-1943 (486 amino acids)
Cellular component (GO): plasma membrane
Molecular function (GO): protein binding
Source: RefSeq, a predicted model, not a curated record